AUGUCAUCUUUGCCUGCCUGCCAAAUUGACGGUAACGUCGAGCUUUGCGACGCGCGCCUGAAGGAAAUCAAGGCCAGAAUGGGUGAUUCCGAAGUCCCCAGCAUCGCAGAAGUCUUGAGCAACAUCAAGACGGGAAAUGGUCCUUUGCUGGAUCGAAUUUUCCGCACGCUGCUGAAAGCACAGCAAGCGGCCAUAGCCAAGAUUUUCGACCUUCGCCCAGGAGCCGAAUUUUCGGCCGCCAUUGAGGUGGCCCAGCAGAGGAAUCUACCACUCGUCUGCGGCGACCGCGACGUGGACGAGACCAUGCGCAAGCUGAAAGAGGCGGCUUCCAAAGCCACAAACUGGGAGCCGAAAGCCGCAGUCCUCAUAGGUAAGUCACGUCCGCCGGACCUGUUGCACGGAUUUCACACCUUGCUGCAGGCAUUUCUGCAAGAUUGGUGGUCGCUCCUGACAUCCUCAAACCAAGUGCCGGGUGCCUACCAGGAAAGGUUCAUGGCCGUCCCGAAUAUCUAG
Molecule: messenger RNA, 513 nt
Organism: Symbiodinium natans
Lineage: Eukaryota; Dinophyceae; Suessiales; Symbiodiniaceae
Source: the annotation of a GenBank genome assembly